GUGAUAUUUUCCAGAACCUCCGGUCUUCUUCCUCUUGCUUAAUUCCAUAAAAAAUUCAGAAGGAAACUCAUGAGAUUAUAAACUUUACGAUUUCUUGAUCAAGAUCGUGAUUACUCGUUCUUAGAGAUCGAUGCCGAAUCAAUGGUGAUCGAGGCUAAGGCAAGGAGGAAACAGACGGGGUUUAACAAUGGGAUCAAGGUCACGGUGCGAGGACUGUGGGAAUAAAGCAAAGAAAGACUGUGUGUAUAUGAGAUGCAGGACUUGUUGUAACAACAAAGGAUAUCAAUGCCAAACUCACGUCAAAUCAACUUGGGUUCCUCUCUACAAAAGAAGCCUACUUCAUGAGCAGCAGCACAGUUACAAUGAUCACCCCCAGAAACAGCGCCUUGCUAUUGAUCAAGGACACAUCUUCAUCAACCCUAAUAAGAGGCUAAGACAACACAGCCGCCCUUCGUCUUCUGCAGGGCUGGAUGGAGAUCAUCAAGAAGCUAACUUUCCUGCUGAAGUGAAUACCAUGGCGAAAUUUCAGGGUGUUCGGAUGACCUCCACGGACGACAUGAUGGAUCUGGAUCAGUAUGCUUAUCAGACAAGUGUAACUAUUGGUGGCCAUGUAUUCAGCGGCAUCCUCUAUGAUCAAGGCCCUUCUGUUCACCAGAUGAGUUACUACACUUCAACUUCUGCAGCAGAUCAACGACAUCUUCCAACUACUUCUUCAUAUGAAUUGAUUAAUCCAUUCAAUGAUUUUAUGCCUGCAGGUACGCAAUUUUUUCAAAACCUAUCAUCUUAAGUUUUUAAGGUUCUGCAGCUCGAAAUCAUCUCAUGUAAUUAAUAAGGGAAAAAAUGUAUCAUGAUCUCAAAUAGUUUUGCCUUUAUACCUGUUUUUAACAUCGUAAUUAUAA
Messenger RNA from Argentina anserina (silverweed cinquefoil), 899 nucleotides. Its product is annotated as protein SHI RELATED SEQUENCE 3. Gene Ontology annotation, biological process: positive regulation of DNA-templated transcription. Lineage: Eukaryota; Viridiplantae; Streptophyta; Magnoliopsida; Rosales; Rosaceae. Gene Ontology annotation, molecular function: DNA-binding transcription factor activity; DNA binding. Gene Ontology annotation, cellular component: nucleus. The record is from RefSeq and is a predicted model, not a curated record. The transcript is spliced from 2 exons. The coding region runs from base 188 to 787 and encodes 199 amino acids.